Pseudoliparis swirei is the source of this 5560-nucleotide messenger RNA. It is a transcript of the gene ccnjl, whose product is annotated as cyclin J-like. Gene Ontology annotation, molecular function: cyclin-dependent protein serine/threonine kinase regulator activity. The record is from RefSeq and is a predicted model, not a curated record. The transcript has 6 exons. The coding region runs from base 1087 to 2349 and encodes 420 amino acids. Gene Ontology annotation, cellular component: cytoplasm; cyclin-dependent protein kinase holoenzyme complex; nucleus. Gene Ontology annotation, biological process: regulation of cyclin-dependent protein serine/threonine kinase activity; mitotic cell cycle phase transition. Lineage: Eukaryota; Metazoa; Chordata; Actinopteri; Perciformes; Liparidae.
AGAUUACAUGUAUUUUGGGAUUACUAAUAUUAGUAAUUCAUCAACCCAGAUUUCAUUUGAAUGUGCAAUCAGAUAAUCGUUACAUUAUCAAGGACUUCUUGAUUGCAUUUUUGAUUACGUCUUUAUAAUAAAUAUGCCUACAUUUCAAAGUAAUCACACAACCGUGCCUGUCCAAAAAAAGGUACAAUUUGUAUUAUACUUUUUCUAGGUAAACCGUGAUAUUGGCAUUUAUCAAUUUAACGAUUUCUGCAGGAGCUUGGUUCUAAUGAAACGUGUGUUUACAAGUAAACUAAAUAACAAAAGCAAUCAAUUCAAGAAUAAAAUUGAAAUAAACUAAUAAUAAAACGAUUGCAUUUUUAAUUACGUCUUUAUAAUAAAUAUGCCUACAUUUCAAAGUAAUCUGACACAACCGUGCCCGUCCAAAAAAAGGUACAAUUUGUAUUAUACUUUUUCUAGGUAAACCGUGAUCUUGGCAUUUAUCAAUUUAACGAUUUCUGCAGGAGCUUGGUUCUCAUGAAAUGUGUGUUUAUAAGUAAACUAAAUAACAAAAGCGAUCAAAUCAAUAAUAAAAUUGAAAUAAACUGUUAAUAAAACGAUUCAAAUAAUAUCCAGAUGUAUCAAAUUAAAAAUAAAUGACACUGUUUUGUGAACGUGCGAGGCUUGUAGUUCUGACACUGACCUCUAGGCCAAAGGACUACAACUCCCAGGCUAGAGGAGGGCCCUUCACGUCGAGCGCACGAGCCUCGCACUGCAACGGCAGCAGCUGGUGCAGCCGACGCGAACGUUACUUUGUUACAGCGAAGCUACCGGGGAGAAAACGGUGUAACGAAACCUCUCGGAAAAGUGCACACAGUUGGGGAGAAAACGGCGCAACGGAGCGCCUGUUGCCGGGAUUUGUCGCUGGCAGCUAUUUAAUGAACUUGCCAGCGGAUUUGAACGUUGUCGUUUCGCCGAUAAAAAGAGAUCUUUCUCAAAGUUGAGCCGAAGAGGAGUUCUCUGGUUCAGGAUGUCGGACUGAGACAAAGGGGUCUGGGGGGCAUUCCCGUCGGAGCGCAGGUAAAACUUGAUUCUUGAAGUGUCCUCUGGAUGGGAAAGAUGGAGAGGGAGUUGCAAUGGUGGAAAGGACAGCUAGCUGCCGAUAUCCAUCAGUCGCUCCGCAUCAAGGAGCUGAAGCUACCAGUCUACCGAGCCCACUCCCCACAGAUUGGCAUGCGGCGGUACUUUGCUGACUUGUUGGCCAUCCUGAGCAAUCGCUACCAGCUCUGUCCUACAGCGCGUCACCUUGCCGUCUACCUGCUGGACCUGUUCAUGGACCACUAUGAUGUGGCCGUCAAGCAGCUCUAUGUCAUCGCCCUAUCGUGUCUGCUCUUAGCCAGUAAAUUUGAGGAAAAGGAGGACCGGGUUCCCAAACUGGAGCAGCUGAACUCUCUGGGCUUUAUGUGCAGCCUGAACCUGGUUCUCAACAAGAAGGAUCUGAUCAAAAUGGAGCUCCUGCUGCUUGAGACUUUUGGCUGGAAUCUGUGUAUGCCCACCCCAGCCCACUUUAUCGACUACUACCUCCACGCCUCAGUCCAGGAGGGCGACCUCUACAACGGCUGGCCCCUCUCUUCCCUCUCAAAGACCAAGGCUUUCAUGGACAAAUACACUCACUACUUUCUGGAAGUCUCACUGCAAGACCACGCUUUCCUGAGUUUCCGACCGUCCCAGGUUGCUGCUGCGUGUGUGGCAGCAUCUCGUAUUUGCCUUCAGAUUUCCCCCAGCUGGACGACCGCUCUGCAUCUGCUGACGGGCUACACCUGGGACCACCUCACCCAGUGCAUUGAGCUCAUGCUGCUAGCUCAUGACAAUGACGUUAAGGAGGCCAACAAGACCAAAUCCACUCCUCCUCACCGGCCAUCCUCUCUGCAAUCCCAGCCCCAGACCUCCCACCUCUCUCCAGUGUCAGCCAUCCAGAGACCAGUCUCCUCCACCUCCUCCACACCACAGCUGCUCUUUCAGCCAGACGGCUUCCCACACCUUUCCCAGCAUUCCCCGUCCCUGUCCCAGCUGCAGGCUCUAGCUGACUCCCAGGCUUUGGGGCCUGUGGUGAACAUUUCUCAGGACUUAAUUCAGAGCCACAGGAUGAGUCUCCUAACUGGCGCUGCUUCCAUGACUCCUAGGGGUGGGUUCCCCUCCUACCCAAGCUUGACCGCUGGUCUCCAGCCGGAGGCUCGAGCGCUGCCGCUCCAGGGCCCCAUUUCUGUGCAGAUGGCGCUCGCUGGAGAGCCGCGCCACUGUCUGAGCAUGGCCUACAGCGGGGGAUACCUGGGGGCUCAUCACUCGUUCACAGCGGGCUGUUUUGACAGGUGACGCCAGGAGACGGAGAGAGAGCACAAACCCCUGCAGGAGUGCACUAUGAUGCUUCCGGCUCAAUUCCCUACCCCGAAAUAUCCUUUUGCAGACCUCCUCUCUCUCUCCGUCAGCUCCGCAACACCUUUAGCUAGUCCGGCUCCCCCGUCCCUCACACAGAGACGCCUCAAACGCAAGCAGAGGUCCAAAGGCAAGACGGACCCGGUGGAAGUGAUCACACUGACGUGACAAAUGUUCCACCACCUUGAAAUACUGCGCCAUUGCAAAAACGUUAUUGCUAUAUUCUGAAAUGGUUUUAUAGAUCUGUGUUAUGAUGAGACUGUCAUCACUGUGAAUGAGAUGUCAUCCAACGCCCACAUUCAGUGCCUGUUCUCAGUCGUGUGAUAGCUGAGCCAAUUUUAGAAGUAAACAGAACGCAAAGUAUCUGUGAUAAAGAUAUCUUGCUGCUUGACAUGAUUUUUUUUAUUCUUUACUUUCUAAUCCCAAAAAUGGAAUGUGUGUUGAAGAAAAUUGGCUGGUGUUGUUUUUGAGCGACCAUUGAGAGAGAAGGAAGAAUUCGAGGCUUGUCGGUGAACAUUGAUGGGACUCCUGUCGUCUCGGUUGGAGCUGAAGGGACGGAGGCUUCGUGACUUUGAGCGCAGCAGGUAAAGCUGCUGUUUUUCUUUCCUCCUCUCUCGGUCCUCGUCAUCGCAUCUCUUCCACCUCCAAAGUGGAGCCUCGUGGCAGAGCCCUCUCGGUGAGGAUGUGUCUCUGGCAGCUGCAGGCUUUGUCCUCCGAAAGUUUUCAUUCCAGUGUCUCCGGCACCACUCAAAGAAUUGACCACAAACUGGACCAGCAUGGUGAAGGAGACGUGGAUGAUGUUCGUGUGUUGUACAUAUAAAUUGCUGCUGCCUUCUUAUAAACUGUUGGUUCUGUGUCUGUGUUAAGGACUCCAAUGUUUACAUGAACCACUAAGUAUCAGGGACUUGAACAAGAUUACUUGAAUAUGAUGCCAUUGAAACAUGCCAUAGCUUUUAUUUAUGAUUCAUUAUUUUCUUUCUAUUUCACUUUUGUUUGAUGUAGUGUAGCUUUUUAUACCAACUUAGAACCACACCAUUGAUUUAAUUAUAGUUUUCUUUAUACCCGUCGAUAUAAACUGUUUAAGGCUCAGGUUUUAAGGCUGAAACGAGCAGCCUUCCCUUUAUUCUGUGCUAUUAUGCUUUAAAGUGGAUGCUAUUGCAGCGUAUGUGGGUGCUGGAAUAUUCCCUUCAUCAUUGGACUACGCUCUGCUGACAAGUCGAUGACUGAAGGCAUGAAACCGUCUGUUUGCCUCAUCGUGGAACAACCUUGUGGUCACUGGUUUCACACAUCUGUGGGCAGUCGACAGUAAUUGCUUCCCAAAUUUCUAAAGCUGCAGUUCCCAACUUCCACUUCCUGUUAACGUAUAAACACAUCCAGAUUCCCAGUGUCGGUCACAAGGGUUGCCCUUUGGCUACCAUGGUGACGCCUUGAAUACAGUUUUGGGAUAAUGGCUGAAUUGGAUGAAACAAAUUAUUUUCAGCACCGAUUAAUCUGUUGCUUGAUUUUGCGAUAAACCGUUUUGUCAAAAAAGAGAACAAAAUCUAAAAUGCCAGUUCUAAGUCCCAAAGCUCAAUCUGAUGUAUUCAAAAGGAGUAUUUUAUUCGACAAGCGGUCCCAAAACCCUAAACAAUAAUCGGUUCACUCUCACUUAUGACGAAGAAAAGCAUCACAUUCUCAUAUUUGAGGAGCUGGAACCAGAGAAUAUUUCAUUUUUGACCAAAUUGACCGCCUGUCGGACGAUUGUCUUAUCAAAAAGUCGACUAAUCCCUGCAGCUCUACUGUGGACUCCAAAUUCUGGGAUCAUGACCGAUUUCUAAAAUGUUUCCUCUGGACAUCGGACGUUGUGCCAUGUCAUGCCUUGCCCGAAGCAGUUGUGAACCUUAAAUGAAUAGAUGUGCUUCUUUUUCCUCUUCGUAACACUACAUGAAGCCUUCUGAAACUGCAACACUCAGACAUUAUAAUCACCACCCAUCAAACCUUUUACAGCUAAACAUCAGUUUGUUUCCCCCUGCUGAAAAGGACAUGUUUAUUUGUUUUCCUUCCAGUGAUCUGGACUAAGAUACUAUGCCUUAUUUUAACUUCUUGUGUACAGUUUUGUUCUAUUUUUUACAUUCCUUUUCAGUGUAACUUAGUUUAAAGCGUUUUGUGAUUUGUUUUCCCGAUGAAUGCCGUUGGCGUGAACUAUGUUUUUGUUCCUAGAGUUCAACUUGCUCUUGUCCUCAUAAUUCAUGAGCAACGUCUCACUGAGGUGUCAAAGGUGCAAUACGCUGUUUCUUCUGUUUAAACUGACCACAGCCAUCACUGUCUCGUGUACACCACUGGUUCAUCUUUUGUAACUUAUUUUUGACAAUUGUGUGAUUUGACUUGCUGUAGCUUGAUCUCCUCUCUGAACACGAUUAAUAUGUUGCAUAUUGCAGCCGCCUCCUUUGAGUGAUGGAUAUUACUGAAUGCUUUUGUCUUUUAGCUCGAGAAAAUGCAUUGUUCCCUCCAGUGAAAGGUGCUGAUGUCACUCGGACCACACCACACUUGUCUACCACGCAAAUUUCCAAUUUAUAUUUUUGUAUUAUUUUGUACCAAUUUGUAGUCUUGGUUUAUGUGACACCGAAUGAUGGAAGAAAUUCUUUUAUCAUAAUGUGGCACGGAAAAAGAAACCCAAGUGAACCGAGUUUGUGAGGGGCGUGUUUCUUCUGAGGAAGCGUCACCAAAGUGCCUGCAGCUUUUAGGGAAAUGACGCUCUUGGCUGCAUCGCUCCGAUUGGCUGAAGGGGAAGACGAUGCAGCAGCUCCAGUGACGAGCCCUGCAGGCUUCACACACAGCCCUCCAGCUGUGGCUGCAUGCUGUCAAUGCAACACAUUAUUCGUUUAAAUAGUGUCAGUAAACCACACUGAAGCAGUGCUGAACUGUAACCAAGUACAUUUACUCAAGCUCAUUUAAGGAAACUAACAACUGAAGUGUUGCCGUUUUCUUCUUCUUCCAUAUUCCCCGCUAUAUUUCAAAGAGACUGUUACACUCUUCAUGCCCAGCCUGAAAGUUGUGAGUUACUUUAUAGAUUACAUUUGAUGCAUUUCUCAAGAUUAAACUGUUUAUAAGGUUGUUGAACCUAACUUCACGUGAACCAUCAACUAAAAUAAAACAAACUACUUCAAAUUUG